Molecule: messenger RNA, 2004 nt
Organism: Annulohypoxylon maeteangense
Lineage: Eukaryota; Fungi; Ascomycota; Sordariomycetes; Xylariales; Hypoxylaceae
Product: Orotidine 5'-phosphate decarboxylase
Exons: 2
Coding region: 465-1598 (377 amino acids)
Biological process (GO): 'de novo' UMP biosynthetic process; 'de novo' pyrimidine nucleobase biosynthetic process
Cellular component (GO): cytosol
Molecular function (GO): orotidine-5'-phosphate decarboxylase activity
Source: RefSeq, a predicted model, not a curated record
CCUACCUAUAGGCGUCUCCGAUAUUCGUCUAAUUCGGACCCGAACCCUCGUACCUUAUUUUCCGAUUUACAAGCAAACAUUUACACUUAGGAGACAAAUAGGCCCGAAGACCCCAGGUUUCUCAAGAUUCUCAAGGCUUGACAGGAGAACAGCAUAUGCACAAGAUUGUCGGUCAGCUUCCAAAAGUACGAGGGCGGUCCACCGAGUUGAGGACGAACCUUGCGUCUGUCCCUGCGUCCCUGCGUCUCCAGCUUUCAGCUCCACAACGUCCAGGGUUCUCAACCAACCGUCGAUCGCUUCUCCCGAUACCUAGACCCUCCUGUCGGUAGAGCCUGACCGGGUCAACUUGUUCGCCGGAACCGUACUAGUCCACAAUUGCCGCCUCGAGCCCUGCCUCGUACUUACGAGCCGAAGAACGAAAACUGAAGAACGAAUUAGCGAAUACCACUGCCAAUUCAUUUGCUAUGUCCGCAGCUUCGAACCGUCACCCUACGUUUAGGGCGAGCUUCGCUGAAAGAGCCAGCAAUGUCGCCCAUCCGCUAGCCAAUUAUCUCUUCCGUCUCAUGGAAUUGAAGAAGUCGAACCUAUGCCUCAGUGCCGACGUUACCACCGCCCGCGAACUCCUUACGGUAGCAGAUCGAAUUGGCCCUUCCAUUGUUGUACUCAAGACGCACUACGAUCUCGUCGCAGGAUGGGAUUUUCAUCCGCAAACUGGCACGGGUGCUAAGCUUGGUGCUCUUGCGAGGAGACACGGCUUCCUCAUCUUUGAAGACAGGAAAUUUGGGGACAUUGGCAGCACGGUUCAACUACAGUAUACGGCUGGCAGCGCCCGUGUUAUAGAUUGGGCACAUAUCGUAAAUGUCAACAUGAUCCCUGGAAAGGCAGCCGUGACUGCACUUCAGCAAGCAGCCGCGCGGUGGCGUUCACGUGUCAACUAUGAAGUGAGGACGUCCGUCUCCGUCGGUACCCCAGUCUCGGAUUCAUUCGACGAGGAGGACGAAAGCCCUACGUUUACACCCCUGCCGGCGCCGAAGGAACUUCCACCUCCGUCAAACCCGCAUAAUAAUGGCAGGAAAGGAAGUAUCGUGUCGAUCACGACCCUCACACAAUCUUUCGAGCCGGUAGAUUCGCCUCGUUUUGCUAGUGGUAUUGCCGAAGGCGACGAGCUUGUAUAUGCAGGAAUCGAAGAGCCGCCAUGGGAGCGAGGGCUCUUGAUAUUGGCACAAAUGUCAAGUGCGGGGAACCUCAUAACUAAGGAAUACACGCAAGCCUGCGUCGAAGCUGCCAGAGAGCACAAAGACUUUGUGAUGGGUUUUAUUUCACAGGAAACGCUUAACAGCGAACAGACGGACGAUUUCAUUUCCAUGACACCCGGUUGCCAAUUGCCCCCCGAGGGAGAUGAGGACGAAGGCAGUAUUGCAGGCGACGGUCUCGGUCAGCAGUAUAAUACCCCGUCAAAACUUGUUGGGCUGGAUGGGAGCGAUAUUAUAAUCGUUGGACGAGGUAUUCUUAAGGCGGCAUCUCCGCAGGUGGAGGCUGAGCGGUACCGAAGAAAGGCGUGGAAGGCAUACCAGAACCGGAUAGGGAAGCAAUCAUAAGAGUAGACAGGCGUCUGGCGCCGCAUGGAUCUAUAUCAAGCAUGGAUGAAACAUUUCGUCCCGGAGCCUGGAGUUUUGUUUCGGCUUUAUAUAAGACAAUCAUCAUUAUUACGGAAAUCUGGCCGAUCAAAAAAAAAUUGGAAGGGGGUUUAAGAAAAUUAGCAAGUCAUAUAUCAUACAUAAUGAGGUCUAUUGGCAACGAUUAGGGAGUUUAUGGCAAUAUUAUUCCCCCCACGGGUCAUGAUGAGGUUUCGCAAUAUAUAUACAUGUGAUGAACCUCACCCCUUGGCCAGCUACCUAUCCAUGCGAGUUUCCUUGAGGCUCUACUCGAAAUGCAGGGGCUAGAACUAGAUAGGUCUACUUGAACCAUGCUUUUUUUAUUUAAUUGUGUAGCGUCAGAGUUUUC